GUUGGGGUUCGGGUAUGCACGCCGCGCUGAAGAACUCAGACUGGCUCAGUGAACUCCAUGGUGAAGCAUCUAAUUGGCGAAUCUCCAUACAGACGAAUCUUUAACGCAAUGAUCCCGUCAUUCAGUUGGAGGCGCGCAGUACCUCGAACCGCUGUGGAUAGAUUUUCAGUGCUCGUCUCUACAUGCGAAAUCUUGGUGGAGGGCCUUGAACUGUCCAUCGUGCUACCGCGUGUAUACGCGGAAAGCGCUCUUUCCUACUGGUUUUGUGCGAUUCUGGGGCUGUUCUUGUUCGUCAACCUUUUUGGCAAUUUUAUCAUGGCCAUGGGUGUGGAGAACUCUUCCCGGAGCGUGGUUUUGCCGGCCGUUCUGAAGCCUGGUUGGAGCUACUGCCACAGCUGUCAAACCAACUCCCCUCCCCGCGCCUUCCACUGCAGCGAAUGUGGGAAAUGCGUCCUGAAGCGCGAUCACCACUGCAUCUUCAUGGGCUGUUGCAUAGGCCACGCCAAUCAGCGUUAUUACCUUAUGUGCAUCAUGUACAUCGGCCUCCUGACAGUCUACGCAAGUUACAUCAGCGCGGACUUGGCCGUGCAGUGCAUCGGCGAGAACUUGAACCUGACGACUUUGAUCGCAUCCUUCACGCCAGUGCUUGCCUGGAUGUACGGCCUCGUCCAGCCCUUGUCCUUCUUCAUCGCUUUCCAGAGCGGCACGUGCCUCUAUUGCUUCUUCAUUUUUACCGCGCUCUUUCUGUACCACGCGCUGAUCGUGUUGCGGGGUCAGACAACGCACGAGUUUCGGCGCCUCGGCGACCGUUCGUACGACCAGGGCUGGUUGCGGAACAUCCGUGGGGUACUGGGCACUCGCUGGUAUUUCGUCUGGGUCUUCCCCCUGGUCACUUCGCCCCUUCCUGGCGAUGGUGUUCAUUUUGUGGAAUCCGGGUCUCCCAGUCUGGAGGAAGUCAAAGACUUGUGAUACACGCCUAAAAUGCCAUGCGUCGGCGAAUAUUACCUGAGACAGUGAAGGGAGGGUUUCAGAAUAAGUUUUGCAUUUUGAAAACUCUAAGUAGAACAGUACAGUAUUGAACGUCGAAUUGGAAUGGACAGCUUCAUUCCAGUUUGAAUAUUUUCAAAAGGGUUAAAAUGAUUGAUAUGUGACGGUGAUUGACCGAGUUUCUAUGAAUUGUUGAGCCACGAAAAGUUUAUUUGCUUCCUUUUUUACCGGAGGGCUGCUGCUAUAUUGUCAUUUUUUUCAAAUAGAAGUUUGAAUCAUUGGGUGCAUGUGGAGUAUUGGUACAAUUCGGGUACAUUCGGUUACAAAAUACCAAUCGUCACCAGUUUCAUGGAAGGGACAGACCUGCGGAUUUCGAAGUUAUAUAAAAACAUUUUCCAUAUUAUCACCAGAGAAGUUUCUCAUAACAGUAAAAACUACUACUUUGCCAGAACUUAAUGUAGUAAGGAAACAUUCACGUGAUUCUACGACAGUUCAAAUUUUCCGUAAACCCAGUAAUUAGAAUGAACACAGUGGUUCCUUAGCCAACAUAAAUUAGUAAAAACGCUCUUUCCUUCGUGAAAACGAAGAUAUACGCUUUUUACAAAGGGAGGAGGCACGCACGUUUUAAUACGCGCGCAGCGGUGAGAAUGCAGCAGAGGUACCUAUACGCAACGCUUGGCGCAAGUGUUGACGCGCAUAUAGCAAGGCGGCUAAAUACCGUUCAGGGCCGUCUAUAAAGGACGUACGCACGGGGGGGAGGGUGCCGUUGCGUACGCAGUGCGCACAGGGAGGUUGGUCUGAAAAGUCAGAAUUUCGUGCGUACGUACAUGUACGUUAUGGACAGCCCCUUAUCAAAAUGCCUGUCCCUGACAUGUAAUUUAGAAAUUGGUAAUGUUUUGCCGAUGGAAGCAUGACGGAAUGGUUAAGCACGAUGUUUCAAAGGAAACGUGUAUUAGAGGGAGACCCAAGUUCGCGUUUUGACAAUAGGCGGCGCUCUUUACGGCCGCACAAGUAUUCCUAUCAAGUUGGCAUGCACUCAAGUUGAGGGCACUUCAGAAAACCAGGGCGCGCGAGUUUAAAUUUAAAAAGGGAACUUUUUUAAGAGGGGAGAACACUUGUUACAAAAUAUUUGGGAUUACCGAAUGCUACGGUUCACAGUAGCGCUGACAGUUUUUAAAAGUGUCGGGAAGUAAGGAUGAAGACGGAAUACACUAAAAACAUUCCAGCAAAACGUGUCUAUAAGUUACAUUGCCAUCUUCCAAGUUUUCCAGUAACUGUACUAUUGUUUACAGUUUCAUUUGAAAUUUGAAAAAAAAAGAAAGAAGGAAAUUGCGAAAAUGAUGAAUACAUUUUUCUUCUCAAACAAUUUUAAAUUGGUAAAACUGCAUGUACACCGUCAUGGCGUUAUUCUCCGAUAAAUUACAAGAAAUAUUUUAUGUAUAGACCAAAAUGUUAACGUGAAAAUAAAUUUACUUAUUAAUCAUGCUGAAAUGAGUGAACUGAAACUUUAAAUGAAACAGAACUACAAGUAAGCAGUUAAACUGUGCCGAAACACUGAAAGCAUUUAUAAAAAUUGUUACUUUGGAAUGUAAGCACAUUGGAAUUUGUAUUUACAUGUAUAUGCAGCUUAGUCAGAUUUAUAUUUUUCCGUUGAUAUUUGUUAGCUCAUCGUACAUUAUAAUUUUCUACGCAUUUUUACCGUUUAAAUCUUUUGGUGACAGCAUGGUUGCGUUGUCUAAAACAAAACUUCACAUGUGACUCGAGCAGAGACUAAAGUUACCCCGGCAAUUAAUUCAUUUUCAGCAACACACUUUGAAAUUCAUGUCGACGCUCAUAAUCAUGUGAAAUUCAGUAAACUGAAUUAGCUGCUUUUCGAUUUGUUCCAUCAUCUUAUUAAGUGUCGUUUUUGCGCACCCAUGAGUCCACAAGAAGUCCAGCUCGAGGCCCAUUGCACAUGUCCUGCUGUUUGGCAAGAGUGACCAUGCAAGAGUCUUUUGGCAUGACUUUCGAGAGAAUGUGUAAAUAUAUAGAUAAGGUUUCAGAUGUUUCUUUUUAUACAGUGGAGUUAACAUUCAUGGGUGUUGGACUAUUUUCCAUAUACAUUACAUGUACAUGUUUUAUUCACCUUAACUGUUGGGACCCACACAAGUGCAUUAUUGAGAGCCCCUAGUUUUUCGGAGUGGACAACACCCGCAUGUAACUCUUGAAAGGCCCAAUAAAUGAAUUGAAACUUUUCUAUUUCUUCCAUCAUCUGA
Messenger RNA from Acanthaster planci (crown-of-thorns starfish), 3242 nucleotides. Its product is annotated as putative palmitoyltransferase ZDHHC24. NCBI's taxonomy places the organism in Eukaryota, Metazoa, Echinodermata, Asteroidea, Valvatida, Acanthasteridae. The record is from RefSeq and is a predicted model, not a curated record. Gene Ontology annotation, molecular function: palmitoyltransferase activity.